AUGGCUGACGCAGACCCAACAUCUAGGUUACGGGAAAGCUGCGGCACCGGGAGCGGCGUCAGGCUACCCCCGCCCGGGUGUUGUUGGAGCGUCUCCUGGGGACUCUUAUUAACAGGAAGCUACUCGGAAGCAUUAAAUCUUGCUGAUCAGUGUUGCCCGUUUUCCUGAUUGCUCCAAAAGAGCAGAGAAAGUGGCUUCAUGAAUAGGAAUGCCUGCCAGGUACCAGAACUGGAGGUGAUGGAUGAAGAUCGGCACAUUGAAGAAGUCUUGGACAAGUUUGUGAAUUGUCACGAGCAAACAUAUGAAGAAUUUCUGAGCACUUUCACUCAUCUUUCAAAAGAUAAUGUGACCAAAAGAGGAGCCUUUGGAACCAAUUCUUCAGAAAACAAUUUUCCUUCAGUAAAAUUUACUCAGAGAAAUGAACCAAAUGAUCACCAUCUUAGCAAUAAAGCCAUCUUUCUUCGUACUUCGUCACAGUGUUCAGAAGAGGAACAGAUAGUGAUGGAUGAAGGCCAAAAAGUUGGCAGUUCCUUUCAGGGUGAUCUGAAUCGGGCAGGAAAGGUGAAGGUAGACAACUUCCUUGAUUUAGAAGAUUUGGACUUGGAUGAAGAGAUUAAGCCCCAAAUGAGUAAGAAUUUGCUGCUGCUUCCAGGAGAGGUGGAGCAGGACAGGAGCAUGAGUGUUCCUUCUUACAUUCCUUCCGUGGCCCAGCCUCUUACCUCUGGAGUGAAGCCAAGGCCCACUGGAAAAGGAGCAGGGGAACAAAGGGAAGAGUUACAUACUGUUGGAUAUUACGGCCGAAAGGUGUAUGGGGACCGUGGGGAAGGGAGAGGAGUAAGAAGGUGGUGGGUUGGACCCUAUCUGGGAGAAAGGACUAACUUGGUCACAGGAGUCAGCCCUCGUCAGAGAGUCUGGAAGUUCCACAUACAAGCCUUAGUCUGUCUGCGUUGCUGAUAAAAGAUAGUCGGAGGUGAAGUUCGGCCCUUCUCACUUGAUGAAGAAUUUGAUUAUGACGCUGUGAUGCUAACCCCCAAGUUCACUCCUGCAGAGGUAGAUACCAUCAAAGAGCUAUG
Molecule: messenger RNA, 1073 nt
Organism: Aethalodelphis obliquidens (Pacific white-sided dolphin)
Lineage: Eukaryota; Metazoa; Chordata; Mammalia; Artiodactyla; Delphinidae
Gene: IFTAP
Product: intraflagellar transport associated protein
Exons: 9
Coding region: 199-954 (251 amino acids)
Biological process (GO): acrosome reaction; spermatogenesis
Cellular component (GO): cytosol; 9+0 non-motile cilium
Molecular function (GO): intraciliary transport particle A binding
Source: RefSeq, a predicted model, not a curated record